CGCACCGUUUAGUUGCAGCCCGAGCCUCCGUCUCCGUCGUGCCCGUCGCCACCGCCGACCGCCCGCGCCGCCGUGAGCUCGAGGCCCGCACCUCCACGACCGCGGCCCUGCUCCGGCCCCACACGCGCACCUUCCCGACCCCGACCCGCCCCGCCGCGCCCGCCUCGCGCUCUCCUCCAUCCGCUUCUGCCGCGGCACCAAUUCCUCCUCCGCCUCCUCCAUCGACGCCGCAGCUUCCUCCGCCUUUGCCGCCACGGCUACCUCCUGCCUCACCUCCUCUCCCCUUCCGCCGCCUCCUCCUCCUCAUCCCCUCCCCCUCCCCGUCAGCCCCUGCGUCCUGCCCCGCCACCGUCUCGGCUCCCCGCGCUGGCGCCCCGGUGGCCGUGGAGCUGCCAUGCGGGAUGGCCGCCGGCUCGCGCGUCACGGUGGUGGCCCGGCCGACGAGGAGGGACGAGACGGCGUCGCCGCAGUUCAUGGUGGAGCUGCUCGGCACCAAGGCCGUCCAGGGGGAGGAGCCGCCCAGGAUCAGAGGCGACUUCACCGGCUGCCCCGUCAUCGAGCUCAACACCUGCUAUCGCAUGCAGUGGGCGCUGCCGCAGCGCUGCGAGGGCCCGACGUCCCGCUAUUUGUUCGUUAAAACCAACACAAAUUUCAUCAAAAUGGACUCGGGAAUGUCUGAACAGUGGAAGGCCUCACCUCUGCCGACUGAACCUGACGAGCUGUUCAUUGGCAUCCUUUCUGCAGCCAACCAUUUCGCCGAGCGGAUGGCCGUCCGCAAGUCAUGGAUGAUUGCUACAAGGAAGUCAUCUAACAGUGUUGGCCGGUUCUUCGUCGCUCUGGUAAACUUAUUUACAAAAUGGGAAAAAGAGGCCAACGAGGAGCUGAAGAAGGAGGCAGAGUUCUUUGGUGACAUUGUUCUGGUCCCUUUCAUGGAUAGCUAUGACCUCGUUGUUUUAAAGACUAUUUCCAUUGCUGAGUAUGGAGAAUGGGAAGAAGAAGUAUACCCACCUUACGCAAACGGACCGGGCUAUGUUAUUUCAUCAGACAUCGCUGAGUACAUCGUAUCUAAGUUUGACAACCAGAAACUAAGAAAGUUCGACAAGACUCGCCAGCCGGUGGAGUAUUCGCACGACGUCAAGUUCUUCCAGGCCGGCUGCUUCGACGGUAACUACACCGCGCACUACCAGUCGCCGCAACACAUGAUCUGCCUCCGGAGGAAGCUGCAGCCCGGGAGCGCUCAAUGCUGCAACGCCAGAUGACAAUGAGACUGCUUGGUAGUUGAAAAGCAACACCCGGCUCUCUGGAGAAUCAAACAGCAAGGAUGAGUUCGAGUUUGAUCUUGAUUUGGAGGCCCUCUGGAUAGUUAGCUUGCGUAAUUCGCUCAUUCUUUUGGUCAGUGGCUGGUUAAUUCAGCUGCUGAUUCUGACACUAGCUAGAUGCUGACACCAUGUACAUGUGUCAAUUGUUUUUGAUCUAGGAACUAACAGCUUUGCUGAUCUCACUUGUAUACCGGUUGUUCUUAUAUAUACAUAUUAGAUGUUUCGAGUAAAUCA
Messenger RNA from Triticum urartu, 1553 nucleotides. Lineage: Eukaryota; Viridiplantae; Streptophyta; Magnoliopsida; Poales; Poaceae. The record is from RefSeq and is a predicted model, not a curated record.